ACAGACCGGGUAGAGGCAGGCCCACAGCAUGUCCUCCAAGGUUUACUCCACAGGGUCUGCCAUCUUAGCCUCUCAUCCCUCUGUAGGCUCCAGAGCUAAGGACCACCAGCCCUCGGGUCCGGAGUGUCUGCCACUCCCAGAGGCCAAUGCUGAAGCCAUCGACUUCCUCAGCUCCCUCCACAAGGAGGAGCUACAGAUGCUGUUCUUCUCUGAGACGCUGGCCAUGGUCUCAGACACCGGGGAGCCUCAGGGAGAGCUGACCAUUGAGGUGCAGAGAGGGAAAUACCAGGAAAAACUCGGCAUGCUGACAUACUGCCUCUUCGUGCAUGCCUCUAGCCGAGGCUUCUUGGACAAAAUGCUCUGCGGAAAUUCCCUCCUGGGCUAUCUCUCAGAGAAGCUGGAGCUCAUGGAACAGCACAGCCAAGACUUCAUCAAGUUCCUCAUCCUCCCCAUGGAACGGAAGAUGAGUUUGCUGAAGCAGGAUGAUCAGCUGGCUGUGACCAGAAGUAUCAAGGAGGGUGAGGAAGUGAAGACUGGAGUGACUUCUUUCCCCUGGAGCUCAAUCAAGGGCUUCAUCUCAGAGGCUGCCAACCUGGUGCUGCUCAGGGUGAUGGCCUGGCGGCGGAUGGUGCCCAGCAAUGCCCGCUUCCUGACCUUGGACACCGAGGGCAAACUCUGCUAUUUGACCUAUCAAAACCUGGGCUUCCAGACCAUCCAGGUAGACCAUCAGCAGGCUGAAGUCUUCAUCGUGGAGCAGACUGUCCACGCGGAGGAGGGCAUCCCCAUGUCCUGCCAGUACUACCUGCUCUCCGAUGGGCACCUGGCCAAGAGAAUACAGGUGGGCUCCCCAGGGUGCUGCAUCAUCACCAAGAUGCCCAUCUUGAGGGAAGAGGAUGAGAUUGAGCCACGCCCAGUGUUUGAGAAGAAGCCCCUGGUAUGGGAGGAGGAUAUGGAGCUCUAUUCGAAGUUCCUGGACCGGAAGGAGGAGCUCCGGCUCGGCCACGCCAGCUAUCUGCGGCAGCACCCCGAAGCCCACGCGCUCAUCUCCGACUUCCUGCUCUUCCUGCUGCUGCGCCAGCCGGAGGACGUGGUCACCUUCGCCGCCGAGUUCUUCGGCCCCUUCGACCCGUGGCGUCCGUCGUCACCGGCCUUGGGCUCCUCCCACCGGCCCAACCCUUUCCGCUCCCUGGAGCCGGAGGGAGACGCCCGCUCGGGGGCGGCCUAAGCGGGGCCCAGGCCCGGACAGGGCAGGAAACCAGGGGUCGGGCUGGGACGCGGGCGGGACGCGCCGGGGCGGGUGCGCUUUCCGGGCUGCGGUUUUGGGGGAAUAAAUGGGGCCCUCCCGCUUCUCUGCA
Molecule: messenger RNA, 1355 nt
Organism: Homo sapiens (human)
Lineage: Eukaryota; Metazoa; Chordata; Mammalia; Primates; Hominidae
Gene: CATIP
Product: ciliogenesis associated TTC17 interacting protein
Exons: 10
Coding region: 29-1225 (398 amino acids)
Cellular component (GO): plasma membrane; cytoplasm; nucleus
Source: RefSeq, marked validated